AUGACACAACAACCUUCUUACUUGAGUGUCCAAGCAAUCUCCUUCUUAUCUUAUCUGUAUCAUUCUUUGCAUCAGUAUGGUCCUUAUUUGAUAGUGGUUCCACUAUCAACAAUUGGCUCUUGGCAAAAUGAAUUUCAAAUUUGGGCACCUGAUCUUAAUGUCAUCUAUUAUACUGGACCUUCUCAAAGUCGUGAAGUAAUAAGAGAACAUGAAUUUUUUGUUCCAUAUUCAUCAUCAAAAAAAUUAAAAUUCAAUGCCUUGGUGACAACUUAUGAAUUCAUUCUUAAGGAUCGUAAAGAACUAGGAAAUAUUAAAUGGCAAUAUUUGGCAGUUGAUGAAGCGCAUCGAUUGAAAAACAGCGAAUCACAACUCCAUGAAGUAUUGUCUACUUUUCAUACAUCUAAUCGACUUUUAAUAACAGGCACACCAUUGCAGAAUUCAGUUAAAGAAUUAUGUGCAUUGGUUAAUUUUCUUAUGCCUAAUUUUUUAAUCGCUUCUGACAUUGACAUUGAUGCACCUGAUGAGGAACAGGAAAUAAAAAUUCGUGAACUUCAUAAAAGUCUUGAACCCCAUAUGCUUAGGCGACUAAAGAAAGAUGUAGAAAAAUCACUUCCACAAAAGACUGAAAGAAUACUUAGAGUUGGUCUCUCACCAUUACAAACGCAUUAUUAUAAAAAUAUUCUUACCAAAAAUUUUAAUGUACUUAAUGAAGGUGUUACCGGCUCUUCACAAAUGAGUUUAUUAAAUAUUGCUAUUGAAUUGAAAAAAGCUAGUAAUCAUCCAUUCUUAUUUCCUAAUGCUGAAUCUCCAACCAAUACUAGAGAAGAUCAACUACGAGGUUUAAUCAUGAGUAGUGGGAAAAUGGUGUUACUAGACAAAUUGCUCACCAGAUUAAAGGAAUCUAAUCAUCGUGUUCUUAUAUUUUCUCAGAUGGUCCGUUUGUUAGAUAUCUUGACAGAUUAUUUGAGGUUACGUGGAUAUCAACAUCAACAUUGGAACCCACAAAAUGAUCUCCAAGCAAUGGCAAGAGCACAUCGAAUUGGUCAAAAAAAUCAUGUAAAUGUUUAUCGAUUUGUGACAAAAGAUACUAUGGAAGAAAGCAUCCUUGAACGUGCAAAGCGUAAGAUGGUUUUGGAGUAUUGUAUUAUCAAACAAAUGGACACGUCUGGUAAAAGCAUUUUGCAGAGAAAUACCAAGACUGCCACUAAAGCAUCAGACAAUUUUAGUCGUGAAGAAUUAUCGGCAAUAUUAAAAUUUGGUGCUCAAAAUAUGUUCAAAGAAAGUGAUAACACUAAAAAGCUUGAUGAUAUAGAUCUUGAUGACAUACUUGCGCGUGCUGAAACUCAUGACACUAUUGGGGAUCAGGGUAGUAGUAGCUUUGGUGGCGAAGAGUUCCUAAAACAAUUUCAAGUUGCAGAUUUUGGUGGUGGGGAUUUAAGCUGGGAUGAAAUAAUUCCAAAAGACGAAAUAUAUAAACUUUCAUCAAGUCAGCAAUCUUCUAUUUCAAUUGAAGAAGAAGAAGAGCAAUAUAAAUUGGGAAUGAAACGAAGGAAUACAAGCGCAAGUUCAAGUUUUGUUUCUGAUGAUUACCUUGGUUCAGAAUGUAGUGAUAAACAUCCAAAAACAACUAAAAAAACUAACAACAAAAAAGGUGCAAAUGAUGCAGAAAAAUCAAGAUCACAAUCAGAUGUUGAUGAAUCUGACAGUAACCAAUCUUCCAUAAAACGUGUCUCGUCCAGUUCAGGCAAGGAGUUAAGUCUAAAAGAAAUUAGAGCACUAAUUAGAGCAGUAAUGAAAUUUGGUGAUAUAAAUCAACGUUAUGAUGACAUAGUUGCAGAUGCCAAAUUGACAGGAAAAAGUAAAGAAAAUUUGAUAAGGAUAUAUAACGAGCUAUUUGAUACUUGUGAAUCUGCAAUAAGAUCUCACGAAGAUUUGAAUGACUCGCAUUCAAACUCUCGUGGGAGAGCGAUCAUGACUUCUUAUAGAGGAAUUGAGAAAAUUAAUGCUGGCUCGUUUAUACAAAGAAUUAUUGACCUCAGAGCAGUUAACAGUCUUGAAGCAAUAAAUGACCCAUCACGCUUUACAAUCAGUUUUUCCCCAAAGCCUGUAGGUAGUUGGUUCACAGAAUGGGGUCAAGAGGAAGAUUCCUUAAUUAUCUCAGGCAUACAUAAACAUGGAUACGGAAACUGGCAAACUAUUCGUGAAGAUCCAGAUUUGGGACUUCAAGAAAAACUUUCUGUUGAUAAGGAUGAUGCCACUCUACGAGCCUCCAAUAUAGCAAAGGUAGCUCGUAGAACAGAAUAUUUAUUGAAAGUGAUCAGAGAGUGGGUUGAAGAAAAUCAACAAAAGGCCCAAAAUGAUGCAAACGAUGAAGAAGUGAAAAUAAACCUUGUAUGCAAAGAGUUGCUGCGCUCAGUCAAAGAUAGUCUCCAAUGGCUAAAAAAAGAGUCAAUAAAACAUGAGGGAAAAGAAAAGGCCAGAUUGAUUAAAGAACACAUGAAAAUAAUCGGAUCUAAAAUUGAUGAGAUACUUUCUACAAAGUCUGUUGGGGAACGAGAUGAGUGGAAACAUAAUCUAUGGAGAUUCGUUACUUAUUUUUGGCCACGAGAAGUUGAUGCUGAUCAAUUGAUUGUUUUACGAGAUAAACUCAUUGCUGCUGAAUCAGAAAAGUCAUAA
This is a messenger RNA of Entrophospora sp. SA101, 2676 nucleotides long. The record is from the annotation of a GenBank genome assembly. NCBI's taxonomy places the organism in Eukaryota, Fungi, Glomeromycota, Glomeromycetes, Entrophosporales, Entrophosporaceae.